Messenger RNA from Pectinophora gossypiella (pink bollworm), 3113 nucleotides. Its product is annotated as DNA excision repair protein ERCC-6-like. Gene Ontology annotation, biological process: transcription-coupled nucleotide-excision repair. Gene Ontology annotation, cellular component: nucleus. Gene Ontology annotation, molecular function: ATP binding; ATP-dependent chromatin remodeler activity. Bases 165 to 3026 code for a protein of 953 amino acids. Lineage: Eukaryota; Metazoa; Arthropoda; Insecta; Lepidoptera; Gelechiidae. The transcript has a single exon. The record is from RefSeq and is a predicted model, not a curated record.
GACAUGGCUUUGCAUGUUUAUUUGGUUUGGAUUUUUGUAUUCAAAUUGAUUUAAUUUUGAACUUAUAAUCAUUUUCUAGAUAAAACAGUGUUAUAUCUCUAUCAUAAAUAUAAAUAAAUAAAUAAAUGACACUUAUGUGACGAUAAUUAACUACUUUCGUAAUAAUGGUUGACAUAAACAAGUACUUGGAAACUCAACUCGCGCUAGCAAAACAGAAAUCUGAACACAAUAUUAAAAAAGACAAUGUCUCCACGAAGAGUAAGGCUGCCGCCGACCUUAUAGCUCAGAAAAAGCCCAAUGAAGCUUGUAACAAUAAUGUACCCCAGAGGUCUCGAAAAACUAGCUCAUCGGCUGACAAGGAAUCAGACGAAGAGUACUUGCCUUCAUGUGAUGAAGAGGAUGAAGAAAUACAUCUACCCUGCCUUCCGUCCUCUUCACGCUCUAAACAGAAUGUAAAAAAGAUAAUUGACGAUGGAGAUGUUACACUUUAUAAUGAAAGAGUUCACAAUUGGAGGACAGACCUAGCAGCGGCACGCGCAGGAACAUUUGAAGGUGGCCCUUGCACAGCCGAUGUACAAUAUGUUCUCGAAGGGCAUAAAAAUCCUGAGGAAACACAUGAACUACAAAAUGGCUUGCAUGUUCCCAACUUUAUUUGGAAGCAGUUGUACAAAUAUCAAAGGAUAGGGAUAAAGUGGCUGUGGGAACUUCAUCAGGUGCAGUCUGGAGGUUUGCUUGGUGAUGAAAUGGGUUUAGGUAAAACUGUCCAGGUGAUUGCCUUUCUUGCUGGACUUUCUAAAACUGACAGUGGAACUUGGGGUGGCCUUGGCCCAUCAAUUAUUGUAGCUCCAGCAACUGUCAUUUAUCAGUGGGUGUCCCAUUUUCAUUAUUGGUGUCCGCAUCUCAGAGUGGCUGUACUACACCAUUCAGGAUCACAUGUUGGAAACCAUAAUAAACUUAUUAGAGAACUUCAUGACUCUCAUGGAAUCUUGCUCAUUACCUAUGCUGGCAUAGUAAGGUAUUCUGCAGAUCUGAUGGCACGAAAAUGGCACUACUUGAUAUUAGAUGAAGGCCAUAAAAUUAGAAAUCCUGAAACACAGGUUAGUAAAUUUGUGAAGAAAUUUCAAACUCCUCAUAAAUUGUUGAUAACAGGAUCCCCUAUGCAAAACAGCUUGCAGGAACUUUGGUCAUUGUUUGAUUUCAUGAGACCAGGUCUACUGGGAACUUAUAAUGCAUUCAUGGAACAUUUUGCACAACCAAUCACUCAAGGAGGUUAUGCAAAUGCUACUGAACUACAAGAAGCAACUGCACUAGAAAUAGCCAAGGCUCUUAAAAACAUAAUUACUCCAUAUAUGUUGAGAAGGACAAAAGCUGAAGUUCAAGAGCACAUAAAACUGCCUGAAAAAAAUGAACAAGUCUUAUUUUGUGCUUUGACUCAAGAGCAAAGAGACUUGUAUAUGGGGUAUCUCAUGAGUGCUACUGUCAGAAGUAUUCUUGAUAAAGAAAGUAGAUUUGGAGAUCCUAUCAGAGCCAGAGUAUUAGUGGCCUUAUCAACAUUAAGAAAAAUAUGUAAUCACCCAGACCUGUAUCUCUAUGAAGCUCAGGAAGAACUUGAACAAAUAGAUGAGGAAAAAUUUGGCCAUUGGAAAAGAUGUGGAAAAAUGACUGUUGUUAAUUCUUUGCUGAAAAUUUGGCAGAAACAAGGCCACAGAGCCUUAAUAUUUUCUCAAUCCAGGGCUAUGCUUUGCUUACUGGAGCAGUACUUACAAAAUCAAGAUUUUAAGUACCUUAAAAUGGAUGGGACUGUCAGUGUCAGUCAAAGACAAAAUCUGAUAAAAACUUUUAAUGAAAAUCCAGAAUAUUUAGUUUUUCUUGCCACCACAAGGGUAGGUGGUUUGGGGGUGAACUUGACUGGUGCUGACAGAGUCAUUAUUUAUGAUCCUGACUGGAAUCCGGCAACUGAUAACCAAGCAAAAGAAAGAGCCUGGAGGAUAGGGCAACAGAGAAAUGUCACUGUGUAUAGAUUGCUUUCAGCAGGUACAAUUGAAGAGAAAAUAUAUCAAAGACAAAUAUUCAAACAUUUUUUAAGUAACAAAAUUUUAAUAGAUCCGAAUCAAAAGAAUGUUUUGACUACAAGCACUCUACAUGGUUUGUUUACACUAGAAGAGCCAAAUUGUGAAGGAGAUACUGAAACAGCAUCACUUUUUAAACAUACCAAAGUAAAUAUGAGUAAUAAAUCAAGAGAAAAGGAUGACAAAAUGCAGUCAUGUAGUGGAGCAACGCAAGCAAAGAAAAAAAUUGAUGCAAUGAAAAAACUAGCUAAAGAAAUAAGUAAAAGAAUAUCAAAGGAGGCUGCAAAGGCAAAAAUACAACAAGAACCACAGGAAGACCCCAGGGAAAAAUAUAAGAAAAAACGAGAAGAAUUAUUGAAUCCCCCUAAAGUGGAAAAACCAGAGAUUAAUACAAUAGAUGACACAGUAACUAAUGUCCCUUUUGAAAGUAUCUUAUCUGAAUUGGAUAUAAUUAACUUGCAUGCAAAAAAAGAUUAUGAAGAAAAUCUAAUUAAAGAAGUUUUAAAAAACAAGGAAAAAGAAAUAGAAGAGGGUGAAAUAACUGGUACUGAAAAUAAUGAAUGUGAGAAACCAACAUCCUCAUCAUUAGAUGCUAAUGAUGAGACACACAAAGAUAACCCAAAGGACCCACCUCAAAAGACGGGUGGUAUGGUUGGUGACUGCAACAAAAACGAUAAACACAAAAAAAAACUCAAAAGAAAACAUUCAGAUAUUGAAAUAGAAAAUGUAGUAGCUAUCAAAAAAGUAAAAAAGAAGAAGAGUAAACGGGAUAAAGAUAAUACUACUGAUGAUGACUAUGUGUUAAGCAAAUUGUUUGCAAAAGCUUCUGUUAAAAAUGCAUUGCACCAUGACGUUGUUGUAGGCUUAGCAGAAAAGGAAAAGAGGUACAGGCUGAAAGAAGAAGCUACAAGAAAAGCUAAAAAAGCUAUAAAAGCCAUAAAAUUUUCUUCUAAGUAAUCACUGCGUUUAUUGUAAAGCUAAUAUAAGAAUAUUAUUAUCAUUUAAUGUUAUUUAUUUUUAUAUCACAAAGAUGUAACUGAAUAA